Molecule: messenger RNA, 1247 nt
Organism: Plasmopara halstedii
Lineage: Eukaryota; Oomycota; Peronosporomycetes; Peronosporales; Peronosporaceae
Exons: 1
Coding region: 973-1188 (71 amino acids)
Source: RefSeq, a predicted model, not a curated record
CUAGAUUCAUACAUCUACCACAGUGAGAUAAUUUAUAAUGCGGCCAGCAGCAGAUCAUCAUCACAUAAAUUUCUGUCAUUAUCGCGGAAAAGAGCUUUUUACCCGAGCCGCAUGGCAACUCCACCUAAACAUAGCUUUAGAGACGCAACACAACGCGACUGAUCGCAGACGUUUGAGACUCGCUAAGGCUAUUAAUACCGGACAGGAAAUAUCCUUGAGACACUUCAACUUUAAAUGGCUGAAGCUGCCUCUCAGCAAUGCCCAGGACUCGUCUCUAAACACGGCCGAGAUUAUAAGAGCGAAGUUGUAAGGCUAAACAAUGUGCGAGUGUGACUCCGUAACCCGAUGGGUUAGCCUUUAUAUUUUCUUCUAGCGUCCCCCGGUAGUCCUGAGAUAUUAAUUGUACGUCUAGCUCAUAUUCAGCAUUAUUGCUGGUUAUCUUAGCUGAGGGCUUGAUGUGCUCGCCAAAACUUUAUAACCUGCAAUUGUCACGACGGUCCAGCAAACGCGGCGCAUAUUUAGCACCUUGUCAGGUCUCGCGAGAAUGGGCCACAUCUCAAACAUGACGUCAAAGUUUGUUUUGUUCAUUCCUUUUGAGGUAUUCGAUACUUGGUCUAAGUUGUCUCACUUUAAAGGUACUGGUAACCUGUAGAGCAGGUUACCAAUACCUUCAAUUCGUGAAGCGGAACAUUUUGUUGUCACAAGCUUCCAGCUACAUGCCACUUCUCCAUCAGUCGUUGACUUUGCCUUUACCAGGAAGAUGCAGAAUUCGAUUCACGUCAUUUUAACCCAGUAAUUGAGAUGGCACCAAUGCCGUACAACCUUUCCAAAUCUGCCAAUAUGCUUAUUCGUAUGACAAACUUUGGCUAAAUCAAAUUAAGGAAAUGCUUCUUAAGAUCGCUAAAUUCUCCACAUUACUUGGUUCGGGCUGUGACUCGUUCUGAUACCCUGGACAAUUCCCAGUUAUCGAAAAUGGCAUUUUUGAACUUUUUCGCCCAACGCUGUGACGUCAAAUGUCAGCUUUACUCAAUUCACGUCUCGACUUCGAGCAGCAAGUCGGACAGCAAAUUUGAAUACAUAGACUGGAGAGGUAAAUGCAUGACAUCAAGGGCGACCAUUCUCAAAAUUGUCUACGCUGAAUUCUCCAUAGGGUAUGAAAAUUAUGUUACUUUCGCAGUGGUAGUCUGAAUGAUAAGAAUGAUAAGAGGUAUAGUCAUAGCCAGAAAUGAGGUGGCAUACCAUCAUAU